Molecule: messenger RNA, 1968 nt
Organism: Clunio marinus
Lineage: Eukaryota; Metazoa; Arthropoda; Insecta; Diptera; Chironomidae
Source: the annotation of a GenBank genome assembly
CAGUGAGGUUUCUUAUCUAUGUGUGUUCGACCGCGCGGCUUCGAAACAACAAAAAAAAAUUCGACGACAUAUUUUUCUCUCAGCUCUCAUUCUCGACGAUAUUUUGAAUGUAAAAAUUAAUUCAAUUCAGUUGUGAAACGUCUGUUAAUUAAAGUAAAAGCGUUGUAAAAUAAACGCGUAGAGUGAAAGUGCUAAAAACUGUAACUUUUUGCCUCAAUUUCGUUUGGAAACGGAAGUAAAAGGAAGAAAAAAUUUCAAGGGUGGAAACGGAGGAAAAAAUCUUUUCGCGCAUCUUCGUGGUGACGAAUAGUGAAUAAGAAAAGUUUAAAAAUUAAGCAAAUCUAAUCAAAGAUGAUUACGGAUCGCGAACGUGAUUAUAUUGGAUUCGCAUCACUGCCUGAUCAGAUACACAGAAAGUCGGUGAAGCGAGGAUUCGAAUUUACGCUGAUGGUUGUUGGUGAAUCGGGCUUGGGCAAAUCAACUCUCAUCAACAGUCUCUUUCUUGCUGAUCUUUAUAAGAAUCGUCAACUGACACCUGUCGAAGAGCGUAGCGAGAAAACAACUCGAAUCGAGAAGAAAACUUUAGACAUUGAAGAAAAAGGCGUACGAUUGCGAUUGAACGUUAUUGAUACGCCGGGCUUUGGCGAUGGAGUUAAUGCUGAUGAUAGUUGGCGUGUUGUAACUGACUACAUCGACGAGCAGUUUCGUCAAUAUUUCAUGGACGAGAGUGGCUUAAAUCGCAAAAAUAUUCAAGAUAAUCGUGUUCACUGUUGUCUUUAUGCAGUGCCACCUUGGGGACAUAGUUUACGUCAAAUGGAUUUGGAGAUGAUGCGUCGCUUACACAAAAAAGUGAACAUUGUGAUCGUGAUAACGAAAGCGGACACGCUGACACAAUCUGAAGUGAAGAGGUUAAAGGCAAACAUUUUACGAGAUGUUGAAGCGAAUGGCAUUCAGUUGUACAAGUUUCCUGAAUGUGAUUCGGAUGAGGAUGAUGAUUUUAAAAGGCAAGAUGCGGAAAUGAAGCAGAGCAUUCCAUUUGCAGUCGUGGGAUCGAAUGCAAUAUUUGAAGUUGGUGGGAAGAAGUUUCGUGGUCGACAAUAUCCUUGGGGUGUAGUUGACGUUGAAAAUCCAAUGCACAGCGACUUUAUAAAACUUCGAACAAUGCUGAUUUCCACUCACAUGCAAGAUCUUAACGACACAACACAAGAUGUUCACUAUGAGAAUUUCCGCGCUCAGUGCAUCGCUCAAAUGGCACAGAAUGCCAAAUCAGGUAAGGUGCGAAGUGAUUCGAUUAAAACGCCAACUGGAGAGAUUGUUGUUCCUGUUGUCACCGAAACGGACAAGCUGCUGUUACAGAAAGAAGAAGAAAUACGACGCAUGCAAGAGAUGCUCGCUCAAAUGCAAGAGAAAUUGAAGCAGCAAGUCAUCGAUGUUUAAUUGAGUCUCAGCACUUUUUUUGAUAUCGCUUUAGGCAUUAAUCGUGUAAUCUAGAAAAGAAAUUCUCUUCGUUUAAAAAUGUUUUCUAUUUGCAUAAGAAUGUUUCAUUGUAUAUCUCUCUCUCUUUGUCCCUAUUUAAAACGCUUUUAUCGCGACGACAACAACAUUCAACGACGAAAACUUACUGGUAAUGUUAAACUAAAUUCCAUUGACACUUAUCUUCCUUCUCAGACUUUUUUAUACAUUUGCAAUAAGCAAAAUAAUUAUAUAUAAAAAAAUAUACUCGUACUGCAAUAUACUUGACGUAACAUUAAUUACAAAUAUUUUCUUCUUGAUGAGAUGAGAUGAGCGAAUAAAAACAACAUUUAACGAGGGUUUAUAAGUCGUCAUCAACAAGCUAUUAAUUUAUUGACAUAAAAAACAAAAUGAAACUUAGAAUGUUAAGCCUAACUAGUAGUAUAAAUCAAUUGAGUUUAUUGUGAAACUUACUGAAUUCCAAUUUAUUAAAUUAUUGUAAUAAAAAGUCUUAGG